Molecule: messenger RNA, 978 nt
Organism: Panicum hallii
Lineage: Eukaryota; Viridiplantae; Streptophyta; Magnoliopsida; Poales; Poaceae
Product: germin-like protein 1-3
Exons: 2
Coding region: 75-749 (224 amino acids)
Biological process (GO): plasmodesmata-mediated intercellular transport; regulation of root development
Cellular component (GO): cell wall; plasmodesma
Molecular function (GO): manganese ion binding
Source: RefSeq, a predicted model, not a curated record
ACCAAGACCAACCCAGCAGCUACACUACACUACUCUUGCUUGCUUGCUUUGCUCGUAACUACCCACAGCUAGUUAUGGCCAACAGCAAGCUCCCCGCCCUUCCCCUCCUCGCCGCCGUCCUGCUUGCCCUCGCCGCGCCCUCACUCGCCGGCGACCCCGACAUGCUCCAGGACAUCUGCGUCGCCGAAUACAAAUCCCUCAACGGCCCUCUGAGGCUGAACGGGUUCCCGUGCAAGAGGCCGGAGAACGUGACGGCCGACGACUUCUUCUCCGGCCUGCUGGCGAGCCCCGGCGACACCGGCAACGCGGCGGGGUCGGCGGUGACUGCGGCGAACGUGGAGAGGCUCCCGGGGAUCAACACCCUGGGCGUCUCCAUGGCGCGGAUCGACUUCGCGCCCUGGGGCGUGAACCCGCCGCACACGCACCCGCGCGCCACAGAGAUCAUCUUCGUCCUCCAGGGCUCCCUCGACGUGGGGUUCGUCACCACCGCCAACAGGCUCUUCGCCCGCACCGUAUGCAGGGGCGAGGUCUUCGUCUUCCCGCGCGGCCUCGUCCACUACCAGAGGAACAACGGCGGCACCCCCGCCGCGGUCAUCUCGGCCUUCAACAGCCAGCUGCCGGGCACGCAGGCCGUCGCCCAGACCCUCUUCGGCGCCUCGCCGGCGGCGCCCACCGACGUGCUGGCCAGGGCGUUCCAGAUAGACGCCGGCCUCGUGGAGGCCAUCAAGUCCAAGUUCCCGCCCAUGUAGCAGGCACACGGCACGCUGGCUAGCAUCAGUACAUGCAUCAUCACGUUGUAUGCUGUAAUAAUAAAGUCAACUGGUUACUACGUUGGGUUGUUUCGUGUGUCAUGCUCAUGCAUGGCCUCGACACUUCACUGUUGCUGCUUUUCAACUUCUGCACGAACCACUCUUUGUGUAAGGUGGUAUGUAUCUGUCAUUGUCUCUCUAUUAUAUAUAGAUGAUGCUUCUUUUGGCA